UCGAACGAUGCUAGACUUGCACCUUGCAGAAGUCCGGUUGUGAUUUCAACUCUUUCCGCUAAUUGAUUGGCCCAAUUUCAUACCACCGAUAAUUAAGCACGGAUUCCUGUCAUCACGAUACAGAGACCAAAUACAAAGUGUGUGUAAUCAGUGUCGUUCCCUUGUUUUGUGAAACGUAGAUUCGAAGAAGGAGUACCUCUACAUCUUCCGAACACAGUGACUAACGAUUUUAUAGUUUUACGAGAUUUUUUUCUUUCGCGUAUUAACCGAACUGUAACGAAAUGUCCUUCUUCUCUCGACAUGACCGUUGCGGCGAGCGUCGGUAGAACGAGCCUUUCAAACGGCACCAAUUACCGACGGGUUGGGGGCCGUGGAAGCUAAAAAGUUGCGCUGGUGUACUCCGGAGCGCCUUGGAGUGCAGUGAACGAAUCUCUUGAAGCUGGUUAAUUGGUUAGGGUGAUAGUCAAGAGUCGAGGAAAACUUUCAGAACUCCGAGGCGGAAUCAGACCAUUCGAUUUGGGUACCCACAUGAGCUGGGGCAAGUUUUUCGCUAGAACCGUUCCGCUUUGUUAUCAGGCCAUAAUGACGUCUGGUAUCUAGGUGUCUCCUUAGGACGAGGCGAAGAGGGCAUCUUCCCAAAACGAGUUUUCCCGCGUGGGGGAAAAACAACAUGUCCGAUCAUGGGGGGGCGGAUUGCGGCAGCGACGUCGAUCCAACGGAGGAAAUAAACGUUGACGACUCAGAUUCAAGGAGCAGCAGCCCACAGAAUUACACAAACUCGUCACACGGAAUCCACGAGGAGAGAUCCGAGUGCUCCAACUCCCCGCCACCGAGCCACACGACGACUAGAACGGAGAACGAGACGCCCAGGAGUCACCCCUUCAGCAUAAGUCGGCUGCUGGGUGAGACCCGGGGUCAAACCGCGAAGAGUCCUUCCUCGGAGGAUCUGGAGAACGAGAAAGAGCGCAAGGUUUCUUGGGGAUGGGAUGACGCGCACAGGAACAUCACCCUCGAGGACGAGAGGCGGUCCUGGGGGCCGGAGGCCGAGGAGAAGCUCUCGGACAAAGAUGACGACGACACCGGGAGCACCCCCGAGACUCAGAACGGGAACCCUUCCCUGCACCCGGACCUCUUGGCGCCGUUCAGACUCUUCCCAGGUGGUUCCGGACUGAUUUACACCGGGGGUGGCGUCAUCAGAGUGCCGGCGCACCGGCCCCCUGGAGCUACCGGCAACCCUGGUACAACCCUACCAUCUCAGGCCCUGAUUCCACCCUGGAGCCUGCAGGCCAUUCAACACAGUCAACAGCAGGCUGCCGCUGCGGGGCUCCAUCGUGCUAGUUUGUUGGCUAACCUGGCUGUACAUCCUCUCCACGCUCAUCCACAUCUCAAGGACAGACUGGCAGUGGCUGGAGCAUUUCCGAGAAGGAUCGGCCAUCCGUACCAAAACAGAACGCCGCCAAAACGGAAGAAGCCAAGAACCAGCUUUACGAGGUUACAAAUUGCUGAGCUGGAAAAACGGUUUCACAAGCAGAAGUACUUGGCGUCAGCCGAGAGGGCGGCUCUCGCUAAAUCCCUCAAGAUGACGGACGCGCAAGUCAAAACGUGGUUUCAGAACAGGAGGACAAAAUGGCGAAGACAAACAGCAGAGGAACGAGAGGCUGAACGACAAGCGGCGAAUCGUUUGAUGCUCUCACUGCAGGCAGAAGCUCUUGGAAAAGUUGGAUAUCCUGGCUCGAUGCCGGCGCAUUCCGGAGGUCAGACGUCUAAUGCAGAAGUGCAGCAAUCCUCACAGCCUGCAAUGGGACACCCGAUGCCUCAGUGGGCCUCGCCAUACGGACCCCCGCAGCCCUUGACGGAACCGAUUUGCUGAAGGGAAUAUCGAUCGGAAGAAAUGCGUAGAAUCGAUUAGAUUAAUUAAGGUAUCGUGCAAUAAACACGGAUCGUAAUUGUACGUCGGCACGUGGUUCGAGAAAAAUGCAAUUUUUUUUUCUUACCCAGAAGCAAAAAUUUUCAUACAUUUCGUCAAACACGUUCUGAAGCCGAUGCAU
Diprion similis is the source of this 2048-nucleotide messenger RNA. It is a transcript of the gene C15, whose product is annotated as T-cell leukemia homeobox protein 3. Bases 671 to 1870 code for a protein of 399 amino acids. The record is from RefSeq and is a predicted model, not a curated record. NCBI's taxonomy places the organism in Eukaryota, Metazoa, Arthropoda, Insecta, Hymenoptera, Diprionidae. The transcript is spliced from 3 exons. Gene Ontology annotation, cellular component: nucleus. Gene Ontology annotation, molecular function: RNA polymerase II cis-regulatory region sequence-specific DNA binding; DNA-binding transcription factor activity, RNA polymerase II-specific. Gene Ontology annotation, biological process: regulation of transcription by RNA polymerase II; animal organ development.